AGCUAGAUAUCGAAGUGAAGUGAAAUAUGAAACAGAAAAUGAAUUUUGUUGAUUGUAAAUGGUCGUCUGGUCUUCAAUUACUACAAUCUAAACUAUUAAUUUCCAAUCAUGAAAGAAUAUAACAGAUUUUUUAUUCUACAAUUAAUGAGUUAUAUUUAUCUACUUACAUAACAAAUACGUACCGUUUGUAAACAAUUUAUAAUCAACCGGUAUUUUUAUACACUCGUGAUAUGUGGCUGUGCUGUCGUUCCACCUUGUUAUUGUAUAUUUGUUACUAAAAGUUUCUCACUGCUUUGAAUUUUUCAAGAUUUUAUAAUAUGUCUGACAAUUGUGUAAGAUAUGAGUUGCACGAAGGGGUUUUUAAAAACGACCUUAAAAGAGUAGCUUCUAGUCUUAGGACUCACGACGUUGCCCAAAAAGAUAUACAUGGAAACACACCUCUUCAUCUGGCUGUUCUAAAAGGAUACAAAGAUAUUGUUCAAUUAUUGCUGUCGCAUAAUGCCCCAGUAAAAGUUAAAAAUAACCUGGGCUGGAGUCCUUUAGCUGAAGCAAUAAGUUUUGGUGAUCGUCAAACCAUAUCAUCUCUUCUUCGUAAAAUGAAACAACAGUCCAGAGAGGCAAUUGAAACUCGAAGGCCUGACCUUAUUUCUGCUUUAGAACAGAUGGGAAAUUUUUACAUGGAACUAAAAUGGGAUUUCAAAAGCUGGGUGCCAUUGGUGUCAAAAAUUUUACCAUCUGAUAUUUGUCGGAUCCAUAAAAAAGGAUCAAACAUCAGGCUUGACACGACUCUUAUAGACUUCAAUGAUAUGAAGUGGGAGCGUGGCGACAUUAGUUUUUUAUUUUCAGGUGAUAACAAACCCUCUAAGUCAUUAGUUGUUUUGAACAACAAAUUGAAAGUUUAUCAAGAAAUUCGAUAUGAGGAAACUGAAGCUGAGUUUGAAGAAGAGGUCGAUGUUUUAAUGAGUAGUGAUAUUGUGGCUGCACAAAUAUCCACCAAAUCCAUCACUUUUACUCGAGCUCAGUGUGGUUGGCUUUUUAGAGAAGACAAAACCGAAAUGAUUGGUCCGUUUCUUGCUGAUAUUUAUACUAUAAAUGGUGUUUAUCUGGAAUCUAGAAAGAGGCGAGAACAUUUAACUGAUGAAGAUUUACAUAAAAAUAAGGCCCUACUUGAAGGAAUCACUAGGAGUGGCAAUAUAAAUUUAGAUAAUGCUGAGAUUCAGCGCAGGAAAUCACUUCCACCCCCAAAAGUUCCACCCAUUGCUUGGGAAGAAUACAUAAACUACAAUGAUAAAUAUGUUCAUAUUGGAAGGCCUUUAGUAUAUAAAGAAAGCAGGAAGCAUUUCAAGGCAACUGUUGCAAUGUCUGAAGAUUUCCCCCUGUCUGUGGAAUCGCUUCUAAAUGUGUUAGAGGUUGUUGCUCCUUUCAAGCAUUUCAAAAAAUUGAGGGACUUUGUUCGAAUGAAACUGCCCGUUGGUUUCCCUGUAAAAAUAGAUAUCCCCAUUGUUCCCACUUUGACAGCUUGUAUCACAUUCCAGGAUUUCCAGUUUAAUGUUGAGAUACCUGACCACUACUUUGAAAUUCCCUCUGAUUAUACUGAGGAUCCUACUCGAUUUCCUGAUUUAUGAUUAACGUACUCGUUUCCUGGCCCUAUCUCUCUUGAACUUGCACUGAUGUUUGUGUAAAGAAAAUAACCCUGUGCCCUCAUUUUUUUUUCUUAUUUAUUAUCCACUCUCACCAAUUGAUAUUUACCUGUGUCCAAUCAAUAUCAAUCAAAUAACAGAGCUCAAUCAUUUGCGUAUUGCCAUUAAUCAAGAAGCUAUCGGUUUUUCAUGUACAGGUUUAGAUUAAAGUGUCUUGAACAUGCGAUUUA
Parasteatoda tepidariorum (common house spider) is the source of this 1870-nucleotide messenger RNA. RefSeq names its product ankyrin repeat domain-containing protein 13C-A. Gene Ontology annotation, cellular component: cytoplasm. Gene Ontology annotation, molecular function: signaling receptor binding. The record is from RefSeq and is a predicted model, not a curated record. Gene Ontology annotation, biological process: protein retention in ER lumen. Lineage: Eukaryota; Metazoa; Arthropoda; Arachnida; Araneae; Theridiidae.